Molecule: messenger RNA, 2019 nt
Organism: Mercenaria mercenaria
Lineage: Eukaryota; Metazoa; Mollusca; Bivalvia; Venerida; Veneridae
Product: bifunctional 3'-5' exonuclease/ATP-dependent helicase WRN-like
Exons: 2
Coding region: 35-631 (198 amino acids)
Biological process (GO): double-strand break repair via homologous recombination; telomere maintenance
Cellular component (GO): chromosome; cytoplasm; nucleoplasm
Molecular function (GO): four-way junction helicase activity; 3'-5' DNA helicase activity
Source: RefSeq, a predicted model, not a curated record
CAUACGAAUCUUAGUUGCCACAGAAGCCUACGGAAUGGGGAUGGAUGUUUCAGACAUAAGGAAUAUUGUACAUGUUGGACCCCCAUCAACUCUGGAAUCCUUUGUUCAAGAGAUUGGCAGAUGUGGACGGGAUGGAGCCAAAGGGAAAAGCUGCCUCUAUUUUAACAGCUCUGAUCUAAGCAAAACACACUUAACAAAGGAAAUGAAAGAAUAUUGCACCACAGAAGGUUGUCGCAGGGAGCUUUUAUUGAAUCAUUUCAAUUUUAAAGUGCGCACAGACCAAGACAAACACUACUGUUGUGAUAAUUGCUCAAGAGCAUGUAAAUGUGAAUUGUGUUCCACUGAUUAUGAAGAAACAGAUACUACAAAUGAAGUUGAACCAUUUCCUAGGGAUCAAAUCUCUAAUUUGCGGGAAAUGCUCACAAUUUAUUUUAAGUCUGAAAAUGGUAUUGUUGAAAGUGUUGGAUCAGCAGAACUUCGAACAGGUCUGUCUAAGAGUUUAAUUGACAAUAUCUGCAAAAAAGUACCAACUAGUCUGAACCAAUUAGAAACUUCAUAUCCAUUUUUGACAUCUGGUCAGAUCAUGAAUAUACAUAAGAUAAUUCAUUGCCUGUAUGCAGUAAAGGCAUAGAAGUACUUUCAUCAUUUAUAACAGCUGUACUGAAAGUUUGGCUAAAUUUUCUAACACCGCAGAAAUGCGAAAAUAUAACAUGUUCUGAAGUUACGCUGAUUCAACACUUUAAAUUAUUUUGUAUUCUGAGCAUACAUGAUAAUAAGAGAAUGUUCAUGCUUAAUGCAUACUAAUAAGCGGACUGACAAUAGUUAAAUCAGCUCAAUGAUAUCAUAUUCUUGACAGACUAGUUAACCAUGACUGAAUUGAUGAUCUUAUUAUACUGUUUUCUAAGUACAUGUUUUGGUGUACUGAAAUGAAUUUAAAAUAAAACAUUCUAAAUUUUGAAAUAGUUUCUUUCAUAUAAGAGCAAUAACUUACUACAUAUAUUGCUACUAUAUGUAAUAUAUUUACUACUACUUUUUACAAUUUCACUGUAUUUAUUACCUCAGAAUGAAUGGAUCUUUUUAUCAAAAACUGCAUCAUAUUAAUGUACAUUGUAUGACAUCUUGAACUAAUAAGAUUUCAAGUAUCACAAUAUUGAAUACAUUACAUGGAAGUAAAAUUUGAAAAAAGCAUUAAAAUAUCAGACCCGCCAAACAUGUAUAAAAUUCAUAACAAUAUCACAGUAUAUGCAAAACCUCACUAGUGAUUACUCUUUGUGAACAUUAUAUCCUGAACAUAAAUCAGGUUGCAACAAUUUGACGCAAAGAGGAUAUUUAUUUGUUUUGAGUGAAUAUAGAAUAUAAAAAUUCUCACUGAGAACUGAGAAAAAUAUCAAAUAUUUUCAUGAGCACAUGCACGAGUGAAAAUGUCAAAAUUUUCUCACUUUGAGGUGAGAUAUUCUAUAUUCACGAAAAAACAAAUAAAUUUUCUUUUUAUCUUAUGCUUGAUUAAAUUGAGAUGCAUUUUACAACAACUUUGACAGCGCAGGGAACAUAUAUGCUUAAACGAACAUGACGUCAGACGUGUUGUGAAGUUAGAAAGAUGCACACCACAUAAAAUUCCAUUUUAUUUAAUUUCUUGCUCCAUUACUGCUAUGAAAUUGUCAUAAAGUAAAAAAAAUUAAAUUGAGAAAUAUGCUAUAAAGAACCAAGUGCGAAUACAAUUUUCAUCCUGCUAUAAGCAAAUAAUUUAAAAAUUCAUACACAAUGUACAAGUAGAUCGGCAAAGCAGUGAGUGAUAUGGAUUAUGUCUCAAUGAUUAAUAAAACACAGUAUUUCAUCAGUUAGCAUAAAAUAAAAAUAGAUAUCACAUCAUGUUAUCUUGAAACUUAAUUAAAAUUAAACACAGUAUAUGUAAAAACUAAGUUUCAAAAAACAAGAGGAAUAUCAAAAAUCUUUAUCACACAACUGAGUUUCACAGUACAAACAGUUCCUUACAAGCAACAUUUAAGCUAAGGCCUAAAA